Molecule: messenger RNA, 1610 nt
Organism: Trichophyton rubrum CBS 118892
Lineage: Eukaryota; Fungi; Ascomycota; Eurotiomycetes; Onygenales; Arthrodermataceae
Product: cAMP-dependent protein kinase regulatory subunit
Exons: 2
Coding region: 223-1437 (404 amino acids)
Biological process (GO): regulation of protein phosphorylation
Cellular component (GO): nucleus; cAMP-dependent protein kinase complex
Molecular function (GO): cAMP-dependent protein kinase regulator activity
Source: RefSeq, a predicted model, not a curated record
CGGGUUUUCCAGUCGACAUCUGCCUGAGUUAGUUUUAACUAGUUAGCAAGCCACAAAAGAGACAUCGCCAUCAGAAGAAGCAUCGCCGUCAUCACCAGCCAUCAAGGACAACAAGGAAAGCGUGCUCGAGCAUCGGCAUCAGCACCAGCACCAGGCCCGGCACCGACUCGACUGCCGGAGACAACAGACCGACACGCAGAAAGACAAGUCGAGACGAGACCGAUGUCUCAAUCGCACUUCGUCUCCAACCCGUUCAGUGCCAACGGUGGCGCCAGCAGUGUCAACCGCAUCGACGAGGAGGAAGAGAACGUCACCUCGCCCACAGACCCUGUCAGGCCAGAUGCCGGCAGCAGAGAGGUCCCCAGAAGCACAUACAGCACCAGUGGCCACGCCAAUACCACCAAUACCAGCAGCUCGGCAUUGUCCGCUAGCAACAUGUUCGGGGCCAGUCCCUUUGGCAACGCUGCCGGCCAGCACCAGGAAGCAUCCAGCGGAUUCCCAAACAACUACUCCCUCGGCCGCCGCACCUCAGUCUCCGCCGAGUCCCUGAACCCAACGACUUCGGGAACAGACAGCUGGACCCCUCCUCACCACCCCAAGAGUCCCGCCCAGCUGUCCCGUCUGCAGGCCGCGGUCUCAUCCAACUUCCUCUUCUCCCACCUGGACGACGACCAGUUCAAGACCGUGCUGGACGCCCUGGUCGAGAAGCCCGUGCCGGCCAAGGACAUCAAGGUCAUCACCCAGGGAGACGCAGGCGACUUCUUCUACAUUGUCGAAUCGGGCCAUUUUGACAUCCACAUCCACCCUUCCGGCACCGCUCAGCCAGGUGGUCUUGCCGGUCUAGGCGCAAAAGUCGCCUCUAUCGGGCCGGGAGGUGCAUUCGGCGAGCUGGCUCUGAUGUACAACGCCCCGCGUGCAGCUACAGUCAUCUCAACCGAACCGUCUACCCUCUGGGCCCUGGACCGGAUCACCUUUAGACGCAUUCUAAUGGACAGUGCCUUCCAGCGUCGACGCAUGUACGAGGCCUUCCUGGAAGAAGUGCCAUUGCUGUCGUCUCUCAAGCCAUAUGAGCGCUCCAAGAUAGCCGAUGCGCUGGACACCGUCAAGCAUCCCGGUGGAGCCACCAUCAUCGCCGAGGGUGAGCCAGGGGAGUCAUUCUAUCUGCUCGAGUCUGGCGAGGCGGUGGCGUACAAGGCCGGCAUCGAGGGUCCAGUCAAAGAGUACAAGCGCGGUGACUACUUUGGUGAGUUGGCGUUGCUGGAUGAUAAGCCUAGACAGGCCACCGUGGUCUCCAAGACGGAGGUUAAGGUUGCGAAGCUCGGCAGGGAUGGCUUCAAGCGUCUGCUUGGGCCUGUGGAGGAGAUCAUGCGGAGAGAAGACUAUGGCACAGCCAGUGCCACGGACUCAGAGGCCGGUAAAGAGCAAAAGGGCACCUAGUAGUUAACAAUCACGGAAAAGACGGUUCUCUGAUUAUAUAAGACGGUUCUUCAGGAACGAAGCUGUGUCAUUGGCUGAUAACACGAUAUUUCCUUACUAAGUACUGCCCUUGCCAUCUUUUGAUAGGUCGGGCGGUCGUCACUGUCAUAUGGUGAAUUAUUGAAUUUAGGUUG